This is a messenger RNA of Cuscuta campestris, 861 nucleotides long. The record is from the annotation of a GenBank genome assembly. NCBI's taxonomy places the organism in Eukaryota, Viridiplantae, Streptophyta, Magnoliopsida, Solanales, Convolvulaceae.
AAAAAAUUUGGGGGGCUCGUCUUGUUUCGAGGUCCUGGAAGAUGUUCUGUAAGUCUAAGGGUAGAAAAGAAAUAGUUUUUGCCAAAGAUAUCCACAUUAGAUGGAAUAGUACAUACAAAUUGAUUCACCAGAUUCUAAAAUAUAAAGAGGAACUUGCUGAAUUUUUUAGGAAUGAACUUCUUAUAAUCAUUGAUCCUUUUGAAUUUGUUAUUGGGUUAUACGGCACUGUACAAGAAGAAGCAGCACCACCUCCGCCUCCGAAAUCAAAAAAAGGUUUUGCCGGAAUAGUCGGUGGUCUUCUUGCAAAGAAAGGGAAGCGUGCUCAUUCUUCGAUGAGUUCAAGUGGUACAACAGUAAGCUCGCACAACGAACUUGCUAUGUACCAGGGUGUGCCAUGCGAUUACGACGACGACGACGUGGAUUUUGAUGUGCUCGGAUGGUGGAAGCGGAACGAACACAUGUUCCCAUGUCUCGGCAUGCUAGCAAGACAAGUGUUAUCCGUUCCGGUAUCAACCGUAGCAGUUGAACGAGAAUUCAGUGCUAGCGGCAACAUUCUAACCGACUUUCGAAGUUGUCUUAGCGCUGAAUCUCUUGAAACACUGGUUUGCAACCAAGAUUGGCUCUUGGCAAGACGUCGAGCUCAAGAGUCAUCGUACCUACUCGAAUCGGAGCAUUACAUGAAUGCAACAACAGAUGGAAGUCCGAGUUCUGAAGAAUAAGUUACAAUUUUUUUAUGUUAAUGUAGAUAUGUAAUUAGUUUUUUUAGGUGAGCGAUAUAUAAGCUCCUUCGAGGGUUUCUUUACGGUUCUUUACCUCGUCGCUUUUUUUGAACCGUCAGGAUAUUAAAUGUGGUUGUUCUUC